AUGCCCGUCUUCACCGAGUACGCGGCCGCGUCGCGCGAGCUGCGCGUCCUCCCUUCCUUUGCGCCUCCUCUCCCGCGACUCUCCUCACCCCCUGACCGUAAUACGGAUGUCGAGAAAUAUGAGGUCGUGAUUGUCGGCGCGGGACCGGCUGGUCUCAUGCUGAACCUGUUGUUGGCGCGGUAUGGGUUAAGCGACGAGUCAUUGCUCUGCGUCGAUGCGAAGCAGACCACGUUGAAGUCUGGACAGGCAGAUGGGCUUCAACCGCGGACGCUCGAGACGCUCAAAUCGCUGGGUCUCGCAGACGAGAUUCUGGCCGAGGGGUGUCAAAUGUGGCAGGUCGCAUUUUGGAACCCCUCAAUCGAUAAGAAUAAGAUUAUCGAGCGCACAUCAAUAAUCCCCGACGUCGCGGUCCCCGCGCGCUAUCCCCAUGAAGUCACCAUCCACCAAGGCCGAAUUGAACGAAUCCUCGAGACCGAUCUACAUCGAUAUUCGCAACGGGGCGUGCAGCGAAACACAAAGCUCAUCGACGUGAAAAUCGACGAAGAAGACGAUGCAGAGUUCCCAGUUAUCGCAACAAUCGAAACAGAUGGCCAACAACGGACCGUCCACUCAAAAUACCUAGUCGGCGCAGACGGCGCGCAUUCCGUCGUGCGACGCAGCAUGGGCCUGAAACUGGAAGGCGAGUCACUCGAUCAUGUAUGGGGCGUCGUCGACUUGGUUGUCGAUACAGAUUUCCCCGACAUUAGACGCCGGUGUGCGAUUCAUUCGCCUGCUGGUUCGGUCAUGGUUAUUCCGCGCGAGAGGAUCGCGACAGGGGAUUAUCUCACCCGGUUGUAUGUGCAGGUGCCUGGGGACGUGAAGCCUGAUGGUGAUCAGCAGCCUGUCAAUGGUGCUAAUACACCACCGGUUGAUGCUCGGGCUAGACGGAGUCAGGUUACGGAGCAGACGAUCUUUGAGAAUGCCGCUGCCGCUUUUAAGCCGUAUUAUAUCCGGCCGAAGAAGGAUGGUGCGGUCGAUUGGUGGGCUGCGUAUCAGAUUGGGCAGCGGGUCACAGAUAAUUUUUCGGUCAAGGAUUCGCAAGGCGUGAAUCGAGUUUUCAUUGCUGGUGAUGCUUGUCAUACCCACAGCCCAAAGGCCGGCCAAGGAAUGAACGUCUCAAUGAUGGACUCCUAUAACCUCGCCUGGAAACUAGCCUACUCAAUCCACGGCCUAACUCCACACGCAGCCAGUGCAAAGGCAGACCCCAUCCUAGACACAUACCACACAGAACGACACACAAUCGCCGAGAAACUCAUCGCGUUCGAUCGCGACUUCUCUUCAAUGUUCUCCGGCAAAAUCGGCGCCUCGGAAGACGGCGUCGGCGGACUCACACACGAGGAAUUCCUGGAGGUGUUUAGCCGAGGAAAUGGCUUCACCAGCGGUUGUGGAAUUGAAUAUCCAGAGAACAUGGCCGUGACUCGAGCGCUGGAUGGGAAGAAGAACCCAAUUGCCGGCGAGGAUUACCUGUCUGGUAUUCUCCGUCCUGGACGCCGAUUACUUAAUGUUCGCGCUGUACGGCAUGCGGAUGGGUAUCGGCGCGACUUGCAAGAUGAUUUUGCGUCGACGGGUCGCUUCCGUAUCCUCUGUCUCACGUCCUCGGAUUUACUCAGCCACCAAGGUAUCUCAGCGAAGACACUUGCUGCCCUUGGAAAUGUCAUCUCGCGCUUCCCCAAGUCAGUACUUGGGCAGGUAGUUAUUCAUCCACGUCUUGAGAAGGAAAUUAUGUGGAAUGAUAUACCCAGCGAGGUGAAGAGGUACUCUGAGAUGUCUUUCUAUAGUGGAUAUGAGCUCGAUGAUGUCUAUGGUGUCUACGGUGUUGAUCCUGCUGAGGGGGUGUUGGCUAUCGUACGUCCGGAUGGCUACAUUGGAAUUGUUGCGGGCUUAGGCGAUGUUCAGCGUGUGGAGGCUUACUUACAGUCUCUAAUUCGCACGGUCUAA
Penicillium argentinense is the source of this 1977-nucleotide messenger RNA. RefSeq names its product putative phenol monooxygenase. The transcript is spliced from 5 exons. NCBI's taxonomy places the organism in Eukaryota, Fungi, Ascomycota, Eurotiomycetes, Eurotiales, Aspergillaceae. The record is from RefSeq and is a predicted model, not a curated record. The coding region runs from base 1 to 1977 and encodes 658 amino acids. Gene Ontology annotation, molecular function: FAD binding.